Notodromas monacha is the source of this 2097-nucleotide messenger RNA. The record is from the annotation of a GenBank genome assembly. NCBI's taxonomy places the organism in Eukaryota, Metazoa, Arthropoda, Ostracoda, Podocopida, Cyprididae.
AGGGACCCCUUGAACCAGGAAAAAUAGUUGUUCAUCCAUCUCUGAAGCGCGUUGGGAGUAGAAACUUUGAAUAAGAUGUCCGACGACGAGAUAUCGGAUGCGUCUUCCUCUAGCUCGUCAGUGUCGAUGCCGACAGGGCCAAUCGUCACGAUCGCCGCCGGGCGAUCAAGACGCGCGAAUGCUGGUAGGAACAUGGCUUCCCUACUGGAGCAGGCGGCCAAAGAUCCAACUUUCUUUGCCCAGGUUGACGAUAUGAACGAAGACGACGUUGAUCCAGAUUUUGCCGGCAAUUUCAAACCACACGAGGAAGAAGAUAUUUUUGAUUCGGAUUUUGGGGACUCGAGUAACGAAUAUGAUUCUGAGGAAGAAGUCGCCGCCCGUGGUGAGGGGUCCGACGACGAAAAAGUUGGAAAGAAGCGGACUCAAAAGCGGAAGGCUGCUGAUGUUUUUCAAACGUCCAUAAAAAAAUAUCAACCCGUUGUUGCUGAUGUAGAACGAGAAAAACCCGCAGUUAAACCCAAGUCACCGAGACGAGCUCCUCGCCAUCUGUCCUUCAGCCCUCAAAGAGUUAGAUCAAAGCGGAACACAACUGCUGCGAGAUCCGCUGAAAUUCUCGAGCGUGUGAAAGAGCGCGAAGCUCGACGUAAAAAAAGAAAAGCCAAACACGAUGCAGCCAUGUUGGAAGGUGCUGAAGAAGAGGAAGAACCAACGCAAGAAGAACGCCUUCGGAUUGCCGCGGAGACGGAGUUGUUGAACAAGCAGAAGUCAAAUCGAUUUCGAAAUAGAGAGCUGAAACGGAGGAUGUAUGCUCGAAUGAAAGCGAGCCAAUAUUCAUCGAUCAGAUUCCGUAGUUAUCGUGUGCCGGUUAGAAAUUCAAAUGACUACGAAGCACCUACUCAAGAUCUGAAUGGGGUCGAUGUAGAAGAAACUCACAAAAUCUUGAUCAAAGGUCCACACAUGUCGAAGGAUGGUUCACCAGAGUUCAGAAACCAGAAGUUGCGUCCAAAAACUCCUGAUUUAGAAGGGAAGGAAAAACCACAAACAAUUCUGCUGGAAGAUUCUGAUACCGCUAUAAGCUCUCUCGUGGAGGUGGAGAAACUUCGAAAUUCUAGUUCAGACGCAGCUGUUCCGAUUCCAAGUACCUCUAGAGAACAGCCAGAGAGUAAUGCGGGUAUUCUCAAAAACUCCAGCAGAGAGACAAUAGAGUUGCCUAAUGGGAGUUCAGGUGAAAAUGAGGAUUACCCACAAGAAAGUUCGGAAUCUGAAGUACGAGACAAAAUGUCGAGAAACACUGCUGAAGGCGACGAUCAUGUGAUUCAAGAUCGUUCGAAUGCCGAAGGACGGCUGCAGGAAACUGGUGGUUUUUUUCGUGAUUCACUCGCGCCAAGUGGGAAAACUGUCGAGGAGACGGCUCAGAACCCUAAUGUUCCUGUACAUUCUCCAAGGAAUAUCGUGAACAUUAGUGUAGAUGAUGAGGAAUGGUACGAGCAAGAGCCCGCCCUUGACGGCGACGAAGAAAACUCGGAGAACGUGUGGGUGCCCAAGGAAACCUGGGAUGAAACCUAUAAGGAUAGAUUCGUAGAAAUCCCUUUUGUCACUGUGCCGGAUGAGGAAAUGCUGCAAACAGUGUUCAAGGAUCCAGAACAAGCUCUCAGACGUCUUCAGAGGAAAGCUAAAAGAACAAUAUGCCCGAUAACGAAGAUGCCAGCACGCUAUAUUGAUCCACUGACGAAGGUUCCAUAUCAUGAUGCCAAAGCUUUCCGAAUCAUUAGAGAUGUCUACGAUAUAGCUCAGAGGAACCUUGCGAUUGCGAAGCAAAAGAAAGUGCCUGCUCAACAUCAGUCCUCUUAUCGCCACAAAGAAAGAAAUUUGGAAGAUGCUGGUGAACAAGACGAAAGCAGUGAUUAUGACGAUGAUGAUCGCUCGAUUUCAGAGUCCAGUGAUUUGCCCGUUGAAGAUCGUAAUGGCAAUCAUGGGGAAGACGAUGAAAAUUCAGAUGCUUCCAUGAUAAAUGGUGUUGAUUCGGAGAGCGAUAUCGGGAAUUAUGCGGAUUAUGUCAAAGGAGACUCUGGUAGCAUUCUGGACUCCGGAGACUGA